Molecule: messenger RNA, 1207 nt
Organism: Filobasidium floriforme
Lineage: Eukaryota; Fungi; Basidiomycota; Tremellomycetes; Filobasidiales; Filobasidiaceae
Product: anion-transporting ATPase-like domain-containing protein
Exons: 10
Coding region: 163-1143 (326 amino acids)
Biological process (GO): post-translational protein targeting to endoplasmic reticulum membrane
Cellular component (GO): GET complex
Molecular function (GO): ATP hydrolysis activity; ATP binding
Source: RefSeq, a predicted model, not a curated record
CUGGCAUAUUCUGGCGUAAUCGCUAACACGCGUGCUGUCUGCUCCCGCAGAAGGAGGGGGGAGGGGGGGGACCUCGGUCGUCGCUAUGAGCCUCAUCAUCUCCUUCAUCCUUGGUCAUUGCCGUAUUGCAAGCCGUAUCUAGCUUCUCCUCAACGAUACAACAUGGACGAUUUCGAAACUUUAGACCCAACCUUGCAGAACGUGCUCGAUCAGAAGAGCUUGAAGUGGAUCUUCUGUGGUGGAAAGGGUGGUGUCGGUAAAACGACCACCUCGUGCUCCUUGGCUGUCCAGCUUGCAGCAUGCCGCGAAUCGGUCCUCUUGAUCUCUACGGAUCCUGCUCAUAACUUGUCCGAUGCCUUCGGUCAAAAGUUUGGCAAAGACGCCACCUUGGUGAAUGGGUUCACAAACCUUUCGGCCAUGGAGAUUGACCCCAACUCUAGUAUCCAGGAAAUGGUCGAGGCUUCUGACUCGCAAGGGGGUGGCAUGGGCGGCAUGAUGCAGGACCUAGCAUUCGCCAUUCCCGGUGUCGAUGAGGCUAUGGGUUUCGCCGAAAUCAUGAAGCACGUUCAGUCGAUGGAGUUCUCGUGCAUCGUCUUCGAUACCGCUCCUACCGGCCACACGCUUCGAUUCCUCUCGUUCCCGUCAGUCCUUGAGAAGGCCCUUGGCAAGCUCAGCGCAUUGGGCGGCAAGUUUGGUCCCAUGAUUCAGCAAAUGAGCUCAAUGUUAGGUGGUGGUGCUCAAGAGGACAUGUUUGCGAAACUCGAUUCAAUGAGAGCCAUCAUUACCGAGGUUAACACUCAGUUCAAGGACCCUGACAAGACCACCUUUAUCUGUGUCUGCAUCUCCGAGUUCUUGUCGCUCUAUGAGACCGAGCGAUUGAUCCAGGAGCUGACGCAAUACGAGAUCGACACCCACAACAUUGUCGUCAACCAAUUGAUCUUCCCCAAGAAGGAUUCCAAUUGCGAACAAUGUGGAGUUCGACACAAGAUGCAGCAGAAGUACCUGAAUGAGGCUCACGAGUUGUACGACGACGGCUUCCACAUUGUGCAAUUGCCUCUAUUGACUGAAGAGGUACGAGGUGUCGAGAAGCUCAAAGAGUUCAGCAAAAUGCUCAUGCAGCCUUAUAAACCCGCCGAUGCAUGAUCACGAAGUCGUUUUGUACAUCUCUUUCCUGUUCCUGGUUAUUCAUCAUCACAUCCCAAAGACU